Molecule: messenger RNA, 2894 nt
Organism: Sorex fumeus (smoky shrew)
Lineage: Eukaryota; Metazoa; Chordata; Mammalia; Eulipotyphla; Soricidae
Gene: PREP
Product: prolyl endopeptidase
Exons: 15
Coding region: 299-2431 (710 amino acids)
Biological process (GO): proteolysis
Cellular component (GO): cytosol
Molecular function (GO): oligopeptidase activity; serine-type endopeptidase activity
Source: RefSeq, a predicted model, not a curated record
UGCUGCACUCCGGCGCUACUGCAGAGGGAGCUGUCCAGCCAGGUUGCUCCGCCGCAGACGGAGCCCCGCUCCCUCUUGCUGCUGCCGCCGCCGCUGCUGGGCCCGCCCGCCGAGGAGGGGCUCUCGGCCCGCGCCGACAGCUGCUUCCUGCUUCCAGCACGGCCGCGCCGCCGAGCAGCUCGUGCCCAGCCCCGGCCGCCCGCUCAGCUCCGCGCCCGCCGCCGCCGCUCCCCGCGCCCAGCCCGGCCCGCUCGCGUCUGCCCCGGGAACCCGCGCCCCGCACGGUCCGCCCCUGGCCAUGCUGUCCUUCCAGUACCCCGACGUGUACCGCGACGAGAGCUCCGUACAGGAUUACCAUGGGCAUAAGAUCCCUGACCCUUACGCAUGGCUCGAAGACCCUGACAGUGAGCAGACAAAGGCUUUUGUGGAGGCCCAGAACAAGAUCACGGUGCCAUUCCUUGAGCAGUGUCCUAUCCGAGGCCUUUACAAAGAGAGAAUGACUGAGCUCUAUGACUACCCCAAGUACAGUUGCCAUUUCAAGAAAGGAAAGCGGUAUUUCUAUUUUUACAACACAGGGUUGCAGAACCAGCGAGUAUUAUACGUACAGGAUUCCUUAGAGGGGGAAGCCCGAGUGUUCCUGGACCCCAACACGCUCUCUGAUGAUGGCACGGUGGCGCUGCGAGGCUAUGCCUUCAGCGAAGAUGGUGAAUAUUUUGCCUAUGGUCUAAGUUCCAGUGGCUCUGAUUGGGUGACUAUCAAGUUCAUGAAAGUUGAUGGUGCCAAAGAGCUUCCAGAUGUGCUUGAAAGAGUCAAGUUCAGCUGUAUGGCCUGGACCCAUGAUGGGAAGGGAAUGUUCUACAACUCCUAUCCCCAACAGGAUGGAAAAAGUGAUGGCACAGAGACAUCUACAAAUCUCCACCAAAAGCUCUACUACCAUGUCCUGGGGACUGAUCAGUCAGAAGAUAUUUUGUGUGCCGAGUUUCCUGACGAACCUAAGUGGAUGGGUGGAGCCGAGUUAUCUGAUGAUGGUCGCUAUGUCUUGUUAUCAAUACGAGAGGGAUGUGAUCCAGUAAACCGACUCUGGUACUGUGACCUACAGCAGGAAUCCAAUGGCAUUACUGGAAUCCUGAAGUGGGUUAAACUGAUCGACAACUUUGAAGGAGAAUAUGACUAUGUGACCAACGAGGGGACGGUGUUCACCUUCAAGACCAAUCUCCACUCUCCCAACUAUCGCCUCAUCAACAUCGACUUCACGGACCCUGAGGAGUCCAAGUGGAAAGUGCUCGUUCCUGAGCACGAGAAAGAUGUCUUGGAAUGGGUGGCGUGUGUCAGGUCCAACUUUCUGGUGCUGUGCUACCUCCACGAUGUGAAGAACACGCUGCAGCUGCAUGACCUGGCCACCGGCACGCUCCUCAAGUCCUUCCCGCUCGAGGUGGGCAGCAUUGUGGGCUACAGUGGGCAGAAGAAGGACACUGAGAUCUUCUACCAGUUCACGUCCUUCUUAUCUCCAGGUAUCAUUUAUCACUGUGAUCUUACCAAAGAGGAACUGGAGCCAAGAGUCUUCCGAGAAGUGACUGUAAAAGGGAUCGAUGCUUCUGAUUACCAGACAGUCCAGAUUUUCUAUACUAGCAAGGAUGGUACCAAGAUUCCCAUGUUCAUUGUGCAUAAAAAGGGCAUAAAAUUGGAUGGCUCUCACCCUGCUUUUCUCUACGGCUACGGGGGCUUCAACAUUUCCAUCACUCCCAACUACAGUGUGUCCAGGCUGAUUUUCGUGAGACACUUGGGGGGCGUCCUUGCAGUGGCCAACAUCAGAGGUGGCGGCGAGUAUGGGGAGACGUGGCACAAAGGUGGGAUCUUGGCCAAUAAACAAAACUGCUUUGAUGACUUCCAGCGAGCUGCUGAGUAUCUUAUCAAGGAAGGCUACACCUCUCCCAAGAGGCUGACUAUUAACGGAGGUUCCAACGGAGGCCUCUUAGUGGCCGCUUGUGCAAAUCAGCGUCCUGACCUCUUUGGUUGUGUUAUCGCUCAAGUCGGAGUAAUGGACAUGUUGAAGUUCCAUAAAUACACCAUCGGCCACGCCUGGACCACCGACUACGGGUGCUCAGACAGCAAACAACACUUUGAAUGGCUGAUCAAGUAUUCACCCCUGCAUAACGUGAAGCUACCGGACGCAGAGGACGUCCAGUACCCAUCCAUGCUGCUCCUCACAGCCGACCAUGACGACCGCGUGGUCCCCCUUCACUCCCUGAAGUUCAUCGCCACCCUUCAGUACAUCGUGGGGCGCAGCCGGAAGCAAAGCAACCCCCUGCUGAUCCACGUGGACACCAAGGCGGGCCACGGGGCCGGGAAGCCCACAGCCAAAGUCAUAGAGGAAGUGUCCGAUAUGUUUGCGUUCAUAGCUCGGUGCCUGAACAUCGACUGGAUUCCAUAAAAGGGAUUUUCCCCCGCUGCCCCCUAUCACAGCCGCAGAAAACCUCAAGGGCUUUCACACCGUUAAAACCAAGAAACCAACCGGGUUUAAGGUGAACUGGUUCCCCCACCCACCCACGUGAACACUAUUCCUGCACUCCGUGGACCGCAGGGGACCAGAACUGCCACCAGAAUUUUCUCUUUUCUAGGCUUCUUUUUAGUGAGACCUUGGUGUUUUCUCUUUCUCCACCCCAGGCAGUCACAUGUUUAAAUAAAGGCAUGUUCGGAUAAAUAGCUAAAUGGCAGCCAGUACCUUGUGAAUAUUAUUAGAUUGCUGAAUUAAGAGUCCUAGUCAGGCAUACUCCGUAUCUAGCACUUUGGUGAAACUUGCUCCUAUAAUCAUAACCAGUAUAUCUUUCAAUGAACCUGAAAGUUGUCCCAUGAAAGACUUCUUUGCAACAAUAAUAAAUGCUAUUUAAGAAUGG